AGUGUGGCAAUCCUGGCGGCGCCGAGUGUUGCCCGGGCCGGAGCAGCGGAGCGCGCGACAGUGGCGGCGACGGCUCCGGCAGCGGCUCCCGCGGCGGCGGCGGCCGGGGACUGGAGGAAGGAGACCCUGGCUUCGCAGGGGGCCCGGCUGGGGCAGAGGCGAGGGACCUGGGGGGGCGCUGGCUUUGGCCCCGCCUGGGGCAGGAUGGUGAAUCUGGAGUCCAUGCACACAGAUAUCAAGAUGAGUGGGGAUGUAGCCGAUUCCACGGAUGCUCGCAGCACUCUCAGCCAGGUGGAGCCAGGAAAUGAUCGAAAUGGCCUAGAUUUCAACAGGCAGAUUAAAACCGAAGAUCUCAGUGAUUCCCUGCAGCAGACCCUCUCCCAUCGGCCAUGCCACCUGAGUCAAGGACCUGCCAUGAUGUCCGGAAACCAAAUGUCUGGGCUAAAUGCCAGCCCAUGUCAGGACAUGGCUUCCCUCCAUCCGCUCCAGCAGCUUGUGCUGGUUCCCGGCCACUUACAGUCUGUAUCCCAGUUCCUGCUAUCUCAGACCCAGCCUGGGCAGCAAGGUCUGCAGCCAAAUCUCCUCCCCUUUCCACAGCAACAAAGCAGUCUCCUCCUCCCACAGACUGGGCCGGGACUGGCAUCCCAGGCAGUUGGGCGCCCUGGGCUGCCAGGAUCCUCUUUAGAACCCCACCUGGAAGCAUCCCAGCAUAUCCCAGUGCCCAAGCAUCUACCCAGCUCUGGAGGGGCCGAUGAGCCCAGUGACCUCGAGGAGCUGGAGAAGUUUGCCAAGACCUUCAAGCAGAGGCGCAUUAAGCUGGGCUUCACACAGGGAGAUGUGGGGCUGGCGAUGGGAAAGCUGUAUGGCAACGACUUCAGCCAGACCACCAUCUCACGAUUUGAGGCCCUCAACCUGAGCUUCAAGAACAUGUGCAAGCUCAAGCCCCUGCUGGAGAAGUGGCUGAAUGAUGCAGAGUCCUCUCCGUCAGACCCCUCAGUGAGCACGCCCAGCACCUACCCCAGCCUCAGUGAAGUAUUUGGUAGGAAGAGAAAGAAACGGACCAGCAUCGAGACCAACAUCCGCCUGACUCUGGAGAAGAGGUUUCAAGAUAACCCAAAACCCAGCUCGGAGGAGAUCUCCAUGAUUGCAGAGCAGUUGUCCAUGGAGAAGGAGGUGGUGAGGGUCUGGUUCUGCAACCGACGCCAAAAGGAGAAGCGAAUCAACUGCCCUGUGGCCACACCCAUCAAACCACCUGUCUACAACUCCCGGCUGGUAUCUCCCUCAGGGUCUCUGGGCCCCCUCUCUGUCCCUCCUGUCCACAGUACCAUGCCUGGAACAGUAACGUCAUCCUGUUCCCCUGGGAACAACAGCAGGCCUUCAUCUCCUGGCUCAGGACUCCACGCCAGCAGCCCCACUGCAUCUCAAAAUAACUCCAAAGCAGCAGUGAACUCCGCCUCCAGUUUUAACUCUUCAGGAUCUUGGUACCGAUGGAAUCAUCCCACCUACCUCCACUGAGACCAAAAAGUUUCUCCUACUCCACCUGGCCCUGUAUUCCCGCUGGAAGGAAGGGAAUCAUGCCUUCUAUAUACAGACAGAUUGCCCUCAGAAGAGUGGAAGAAAAUCUCCACUAUCAAUGAACCCAGACUCUUGUCUUCUUCAAGAGCAAGGGCCUCCGGAGAUCCAAACUGUGAUUGAACCAAGUGCAGACUCCUAAUGCUCUUGAAAUACACAGCCCCUCCUAGGAGCUUACCGUUUUCACCUUCCUUGCCUAUGCCCUUGCCUUCUAGUUCCAAAUAUUUUAGCCAGCUUCACUGUGGCAAUAGUCUUUCAGAGAAAAGACUUCUUGCUGUUAUUCUCCAACUCAUCCGUGGGCUUCUGGGGACAGCCAUUUGGCUGGGGUGCCAAACACCAGAAGGGGAGAUAAUAGUUUUGACUCUGAACUUGGCCACAACCCCUGAACUGAUCCCAAAAUCUGUGAAAAGAUUUGAAUCUGAUAUCUCCACCAAAGCCUUGAUGUUUUCUCUGUACAGCUAAGUUUUCUGAUGGAAUCUUCAUCUCACCCCAUUUUCUUUUUAACCUCGCCCCCUUUUCUACAAUCAAAUCCAUUCAUUAUUGCGCCCUCCAGGUCCCCUCCUUUUUGCAGAAGGUGUAAAAGAGCUGCCCUUGGUGGGUGCCCUGGGCAUGUUGCAAUGCCUGCUGGUGCCCUUCUGUCUGUCCACGUCUGCCUAGGGCUCAGGAGUGCCUGUUCUUUCCCUUCCUCCCUGUGUUUCUCUUUAUCCUGUCCCCUCUCCUUUCUCCUGGCAGCAGAAAAGGAAGAACACAAGAGCAAACACACAGCAAUGAUGGUGGCAAAGUACCUGUAUAUAGCCCUUUCCCAUUUUUUGCAUUAUGUUCUUAACUCCUUAAUGUGGAAUUUUCCAGCAAAAUGUUUAACUCAGGUGUGAUUUUUGAAAAUGUCUCUGUAAUAUUUUAUCUUCUUUAAAAAAAGGGGGGGGGGAAAUACCAAAGUGUGAAAUACUGUGCUACCUUCCAGAGUUCCCACAUGGGCUGGGAUUUUUUUUUCUUUUUCUUUUUCUUUUUUUGAGACAGCCUGGGCUGGAGUGCAGUGGUGUGAUCUUGGCUCACUGCAUGCUCUGCCACCUGGGUUCAAGCGAUUCUCCUGCCUCAGCCUCUCAAGUAGCAGGAUUACAGGCGCCCACCACCAAAAAUUAGCCCAGCUAAUUUUUGUAUUUUUAGUAGAGAUGGGGUUUCACCAUGUUGGUCAGGCUGGUCUUGAACUCCUGACCUCCUGAUCCACCCACCUCAGCAUCCCGAAGUGCUGGGAUUACAGGUGUGAGCCACCGCGCCUGGCCUGGGCUGGGAAUCUUUGUUGACUUCUUUGGGAACAUUAUCUCUAGAGUCUGCUUUUUUGUGGGCCAGUUUGUAGAGAUGUAACGUGAAGCCAUUCCAGAAUGGUAACUUAAAAAAAAAAAAGACUACAUGUCUAGGAAACUGUUGAGAUUCAAAGGAAUCUCACUGUUCCUAAAUAAAUGUGUAUAGUGAUUAUGAAAAGUAUUCCACUGUUGAUAAGAAGAGGUUUAGAUUCUUGUUCUGUGCCUUUUUGUUGUUGUGGGGGGCAUGUGAGUGCAUAUAAUGAAAUGGGAUGGCAGAAAAUCUUUCAAAUUGGGACAUUAAGUGUAUUACUCCCCAAACUGAUGCUAAAGAUGACAUAUGUUAUUACAGGGCCCUGAAGAAUUCAGAGUUGUUACUCUCUGUAACAUAACUACCUUGAGUGCAGAGUAGGCCAGAGAUAUUGUAAGAGGGAGGAUGGUGAAUGUUUAAGGUGAAGUCAUUUGAAACCUAAAAGGUGGGGACUGAGGCUAUUGUCUCAUGUCUCAGAUACCCUGAACGGCAGUUAUUCAUUACUCACAAUAUAAAGCAAUAAAUAGUUAAGGCAGAGGAUAAUUUAAUAAUCACAUACUAGCUGGGCUUGGUGGUGUAUGCCUGUAGUCCCAGCUACUGCAGUGCCUGAGAUGGGAGGAUCUAUUAAGCCCAGGAAGUCAAGGCUGCAGUGAGCAAUGAUCAUGCCGCUGCACUCCAGCCUGAACAACAGAGUGAGCCCCUGUCUCAAAUAUACAUAUUUGUUUCGUAUAUAUAUAUAUAUAUAUGGCUUCAGAAUGCAUUGUGACUUUUGGUGAAGAGGUUGAAAGGCAGCAAACCUAUUCUUGUGGUUUUUCUUAGAUUAAUACAAAUUUAAAUAUUUACCGUUGGAGCUUGCAGUGAGCCAAGAUUGUGCCACUGCACUCCGGCCCGGGCGACAGAGCGAGACUCCGUCUCAAAAAAAAUAAAAUAAAUAAUAAAUAGUUACCAUUACUGAGAUAAACGCUGACCUGUGGGAAAGAGAGGCCCUUCAAAAAUGUAAUGGCUGAUGGGGAAAAACUAAAAUUGGGAUUAAACACUUCUUGCAAGUAAUAAUAUCCACACAGGAAACCUAAAUAUCAAUAAUGAAGAGUUAACCGCUCCCUGAUGUUUGAAUGGGGCUUUAAAAAUUCCUAUUUCACGUCAUGAAGUGGGAGAAGGCCUAAUGGUAAUGUUUACUUUCUCAAGAAAAUAUCUAGUUAAAAGGGUCCAGGUAUGUAGCAAAGAGACAGCAAGAGGAGCCUUUGGCAGUACUUUAAGUAAUUAAGGGGACUGCUCCACCACCCAUGACCCCAUCUGUGCGUAUCUCUGCACACAUACACAUGCAUGCAUGCAUUCCUCCCUGUAUGCUCGUGGAUGCUAGAGCUGACCCUUUUCUACAGAAGUCCUGGCUACCUUGACAUCCUACUCAGGUGAGUGCUGAAAGCUGAUCCUCUGCAUUGUCCAAAACUUGGAUUUUCAUCCAUUUGCCCGUGAUUUUUUAUGAAAGAAAUAAACAGAAUUGUAGCCUGUUCAGACUCCAGUAGCUUUCCUUGCCAACUAACUUGCACAUUGCUGAACAGAAUCAAGCCUGAAAGUGAGUAAGGUCACCUUUCAUGUCUGCAUGAUUCUGUAAAAUCUGUAAUUCCAGGCAAGUUUAACUGAAGCUUGAU
Molecule: messenger RNA, 4550 nt
Organism: Gorilla gorilla gorilla (western lowland gorilla)
Lineage: Eukaryota; Metazoa; Chordata; Mammalia; Primates; Hominidae
Gene: POU2F3
Product: POU class 2 homeobox 3
Exons: 13
Coding region: 205-1515 (436 amino acids)
Biological process (GO): regulation of transcription by RNA polymerase II
Cellular component (GO): nucleus
Molecular function (GO): RNA polymerase II cis-regulatory region sequence-specific DNA binding; DNA-binding transcription factor activity, RNA polymerase II-specific
Source: RefSeq, a predicted model, not a curated record